Syngnathoides biaculeatus (alligator pipefish) is the source of this 2986-nucleotide messenger RNA. It is a transcript of the gene unc93b1, whose product is annotated as unc-93 homolog B1, TLR signaling regulator. Lineage: Eukaryota; Metazoa; Chordata; Actinopteri; Syngnathiformes; Syngnathidae. Gene Ontology annotation, biological process: toll-like receptor signaling pathway; toll-like receptor 9 signaling pathway; toll-like receptor 3 signaling pathway. Gene Ontology annotation, cellular component: lysosome; endosome. Gene Ontology annotation, molecular function: Toll-like receptor binding. The record is from RefSeq and is a predicted model, not a curated record.
AAAACAUUCCACAAGUAAGUACUCGCGCAUUGGAAAAGGAAAGUCGAAAACGCCUACGUAUGGCCAGAGGCUCAGUGCUGGUGCUUUGAGUACCACAGGUGGACACUGGACGACCCUCUCUCACCCUCCGUAAACACGACACGAGUGUGUCAGAUGUGAUAGCGGCCAUGAAUGCGGAGGAGGAGUUCAAAGAUCCGAAUCAGAUCGUACCGCUCGCUAAUGGUGACGCAAAUGAAAUGCUGGCUGUGGGGGAAGAAAACAACAUGCAGGGCCAGAUGGAGGAGUUUUUGGGUCCACAGGCAGAAUACAACGAGGAGGAGGAAGAGAGAAAAUACUACAGGAGGAAGCGGUUUGGAGUCAUCAAGAAUGUUCUUGCGGCCAGCAUCGGAGCCAUGAUUAUAUACGGCGUGUACAUGGGGUUACUACAGAUGCAGCUGAUCCUUCAUUAUGAUAUGACUUAUCGGGAAGUCAAGUACAGCAACCUCGGUCUAGAGGACAUUGAUCGGAAAAUGCUGAGGGGAAUAAACGUCACACCCACACUAGGCCUGUUGUACACGCCCAUUCUCAUCAGGUUUCUGGGAACAAAAUGGAUGAUGUUUCUGGCUUCAGGAAUCUAUGCAUUUUUUGUUUCUACCAAUUACUGGGAGCGCUACUACACCUUGGUUCCAUCUGCUGUUGCCAUCGGUGUGGCCAUUGUGCCACUCUGGGCCUCCCUCGGUAAUUACAUCACAAGGAUGGCACAGCAGUAUUAUGAAUAUGUCAACUAUAAGGAAGAGCAUGUACAGGAGCAGAAGAAGAUUCCAAAGGGAGCGUGCCAUAAAUACAUCAUCAUCUUCCAGGCCGUGUUCAGUGUCAUCUUCCACCUGAGCUUCGUCUUUGCCGAGUUCCCCAUGAGGCUCUUCCUCAACGGCUACAUUCUUGAUACUGCUCACGUUCUCUGCAACGUCAAAAGCUGUGGGGCCGAAAUCACUGGUGUGAUACCGGGAUUCAACACCACCGUGCUGAGAAGUCUACCGGAGUCGAUGAAGCUAAUCAUAUUGGAGAGCGUCCUCAUGGGCUUUGCGUUCCUUUCAAUGAUCAUCUUUCUUGUGCUGUGUGGCGCCGCGUACCGCCCAACGGAGGAGAUCGACCUCCGUAGUAUUGGCUGGGGAAACAUCUUCCAGCUUCCCUUCAAACAUUUGAGGGACUGACUGCGGCUUCUCUGCCCGUUCUUCAUCUACAGUGGAUUGGAAACGCUCUUCGCCAUCACUGGACUCACCUUGUCCUAUGGCGUAUGUGCUUUGGGCCUACAAAAACUGUGGCUCUUGAUUGUGGUCUAUGGACUCUCCUGCUCCAUCUUCUCUUCCCUGUCCCUUGGCCUCUUAAGACUCCCGCGGUGGGUGUGUCUGGCAGGAGGAGCUGCUGUGCAGUGGGUACUGUUGGUGGUACUCAUGGUGUUUUGCCCAGUACCUCAAAACAUGAAGUACGAGGGCCCUCUUCUGGUGAUUUCUAUCCUGUGGGGGCUUGGUACGGCCCUAAACAAGACCGGAGUCAGCAUCUUGCUUGGUAUUUUGUAUGCUGAGGAGAAAGAGCGUCUCGACUUUGUCUACACAAUCUAUCACUGGUUGCAGGCCAUUGCCAUCUUUGUAGUCUACCUAUGGUCAGAGUUGCCGAUGAGGGCUAAACUCGCCAUCCUGUUAGUGACUUUACUGCUAGCCUGCUACUGCUACUGGGUGAUGGAGCGCCGCAUAGCCAAGAAAGAGCGUCAUAGGCUGCCCCGCAUCCCUCGACCAAGGCACAAGGUCAAAGGUUAUCGCUACCUGGAAGAAGGCAACUCCGAUGAGUCAGAUUCGGAGAGAAGCGAGGAGGAUGACGAAAAAGAUGAAGAGGAGCAACUGGUGAAUGAGUGUGGCGCGGAGGACAUGGAGGCCGAAUGCCAGGAUGCUGGAGCCCAGGGAGCUGACUCACUCAGGGCCAGGAGGAAGAGGCCUGAGAGUCACCAGCACGGGGAGGAGGACGGCCAUGUGAUGGAGGGCCACAGGGGUGAAGAAAGCUAAAUUAGGAGAAAAAGCAGCCGGAGGAGCAAGUGAUUUGCCAUUUCUUCAUUUAUAAAAUCACCCAUAGCUUUCCAUUAAUGACCUAUUAGUUGUUUAUUCUAAGCUAUAUUUAGACUCAGAGCGGUGAUUCAGAUGAAAAGGUUGGGGAAAUGUGGAAGCUAUUAUAUAUAUGUACAGACCCUUUCUAUACCUUUCUGCACUGAAAAUAUAUUUUUGUUGUGUGAUUCUUGAUGGAGUCCUUUUUUUAUAUGGCCUGGAUGGCCCCAGGCUGGGGUCAUGGCAUGUGAAAGUCAAUUACAACAGGGAACAAUGGGUUAAGAUGACUGGUUAGGGCACUGGUCCUCACAGUUCUGAGAACCAGGUUUCAAAUCCCAGCCCCACCUGUGUAGAGUUUGGGAUAUUUUCCACGUGCCUGUGUGGGUUUUCUCCGGGCACUCCGGUUUUCCUCCCACAUCCCAAAAACACGCAUUAAUUGGAGACUUUAAAUCGCCCCAAGGUGUGAUUGUUAAUUGUAGUUGUUUGUUCUUUUAGUUUGGCCUGUUUUUUGGACAUUCCUUCUUGUGCCAUCCUUGUGCUCAGUCAACCCUGAGCUCCUCUUGUGCUUUUCUCAACUAUGCCUCGUCUUUUCAUGAAUUACAGUACAUCUAGCAGUUGACUUUUUUUUGGCAUGUUGGUUAGUUUCCUGUUGGCCUUUUCACCGUUUUAUUCCCAUUACUGCGUUUUUUUUUUUUUUUUUGGGGUUACCGUCUUCUGUGAUUCUCAAACCUUUGGCCUAUUAAAAACAUUUAGAGUUUUCCUGCCUGGCUUCUGCAUUUGAUUCCAUGCCAACACUGUACCAAAGUACCAAAUGUGAUAGUGUUUUAAUGUGCUCUAUCAUUUUUUCUUUAAUUUGCCUUUUAAAAAGUAACUGCAACUGCUAAAUACAGUAAAUAAAUAAAUACCUGCCUGGA